UGAGUUUUUGACGUUUCCAUGCAGGAUAUCUUCAUACAAUUUCAGCAAAAAGGUCACUGAGAGCAGGAAAACCUGGGCUGUAGGGAGCAGAGGACAGUCUGUGGCUGAACCAUCCAUGAAAGAGUUAGUGUCUUUCCAGGGAAUAAAUCCAGCCCACUCCAGCCCUGCAUCCUCCUCCUCCUCGUUCUCCUCCUCCUCCUCCAGUGAAGGCUGUACAGCUGGCAAUUUACAGACAAAAUAACACUGAAAGGAGUAAUUUGCUGCUGUGUGGACGGCUGCACCGCAAAUUGGACCUGUGUUUGAUUGAGGGGAUGAAGUAGCAGGGGUGCAGAAGGACAUUUAUUCACCUUUUGUCUUUGUGGGCUCAGUUUCUAAACAUCUGGACCCCAGUUUGAGACUCAGCCUCUCCAGCUCCCUCUCCACUGGAACCGUUAUAACCUCCUCACACUGGCACUGUAAGCUGACGUAAUGGAGAAGACAAGGCGUGGGCAUCGGUUAGCGUUCAGCCUCCUUUUUGGGUUGUGGUUACCUUGCUGUUUAACUCAGACCACGCCAUCAAACGCAGCCGCGACGACACCGACGCCUGCUCCGUCCCCUCAGGCGCAGACUCAGGAGCGACUGAAGGUCAGACUGGCCGGAUACCCCCGCAAACACAACGAGGGUCGGAUAGAGCUUUUCUACAAGGGAGAGUGGGGAACCAUCUGUGACGACGACUUCUCCAUAUUUAACGCCAACGUGCUCUGCCGCCAGCUGGGCUUUGUGACGGCCACAGGAUGGACGCACAGCGCCAAAUAUGGCAAGGGCCAAGGCAAAAUCUGGCUGGACAAUGUCCAGUGUGGCGGAGGUGAGAAGAGCAUCGACGCGUGCAAGUCUCGCGGCUGGGGCAACAGCGACUGCACUCACGACGAAGACGCCGGAGUCGUGUGCAAAGACGAGAGGAUUCCCGGCUUUUUGGACUCCAACGUUAUCGACGCCCAAAUGGUGGAGAACCGAGUGGAGGAGGUGCGACUCCGGGCUGUGGUCGGUGGAGCCAAAAAGAAGCUGCCCGUCACAGAGGGAGUGCUGGAGGUGAAGUACAAGGACGGCUGGGCCCAGAUCUGUGACCUGGGAUGGACGCCCAAAAACAACCGCGUGGUCUGUGGCAUGCUGGGAUUCCCUAAUGAGAGGAAGGUCAACAAGAACUUCUACAAACAUCUGAAAAAGCGUGCAGCUGAGAAGGUCUCCAGGCCAAAGGUUAAUGUUUCAGCCGGUAGAAGGCAGACACCCAAAGCUAAAGCUAACCCUAAGUCUAAACAGAGCAGCCCUGGCAAAAGGUUAUAUUUGGAGCGUCAGAAGAGCCACUUCCGCAUCCACUCUGUGGCGUGUACGGGCACAGAGGUGCACCUGGCCGCCUGCCCACUGGAGUUUUACAAGCCAAACGCCACAUCGCUGUGUGAGGGUGGCCAGGCAGCGGUCGUCAGCUGCAUGCCAGGACCGCUCUUCAUGCAAAACACUGGCUUGAAGAAGAAAAUCAAAAUAUCGACCAACGUGAGGCUGAAGGGCGGUGCCAAGGUGGGCGAAGGUCGUGUGGAGGUGUUGAAGGACAACGAGUGGGGAUCAGUGUGUGAUGAUCGCUGGAACCUGCAGUCCGCCAGCGUCGUCUGCAGGGAACUCGGCUUCGGCAGCGCCAAGGAGGCUCUCACUGGAUCUCGCAUGGGACAAGGAAUGGGUCCGAUCUACAUGAACGAGGUGAAGUGCAUCGGUCAGGAGAAGUCCAUCUGGAACUGCCCCUUCAAAAACAUCACGUCCGAGGGCUGUAUACACACGGAGGACGCCGCCGUGCGAUGCAACAUACCCUACAUGGGCCUGGAGAACUCGAUCCGACUCACAGGUGGACGGACCCGUUAUGAGGGACGCGUGGAGGUCCUGGGUUUGGACUCUAACGGGACAAAGAGCUGGGGUCUGAUCUGCGGGGAGAGCUGGAGCAUGAAGGAGGCUAUGGUGGCCUGCAGGCAACUGGGCCUAGGCUACGCUAACCAGGCCCUGCAAGAAACGUGGUACUGGGACAGCAGCAACGUGACGGAGAUGGUGAUGAGCGGCCUCAAGUGCACGGGGACAGAAAUGGCUCUGAGUCAGUGUCAGCAUCACAAAACUGUCAGCUGCCAGAAAGCUGCAGCAAAGUUUUCAGCGGGAGUCAUCUGCUCUGAGACCGCCUCUGACCUGGUCCUGAACGCCUCUCUGGUCGAGCAGACUGUUUACAUCGAGGACCGCCCUCUGCACAUGCUCUACUGCGCCGCCGAGGAGGACUGCCUGUCAACGUCUGCCGCCAAGGCCAACUGGCCGUACGGACACCGGCGCCUGCUCCGGUUCUCCUCCCAGAUCCACAACAUCGGCCGCGCUGACUUCAAACCAAAGGCUGGGCGGCACUCGUGGAUCUGGCACGCCUGCCACGCCCACUACCACAGCAUGAACAUUUUCACCCACUAUGAUCUGCUGAACUCCAACGGUACCAAAGUGGCCGAGGGACACAAGGCCAGUUUCUGUCUGGAGGACACAGACUGUCACGAGGGUAUUUCAAAGAGGUACGCGUGCGCCAACUUUGGCGACCAGGGCAUCACCGUGGGCUGCUGGGAUUUGUACCGACACGACAUCGACUGCCAGUGGAUCGACAUCACGGACGUCAAACCUGGAAACUACAUGUUGCAGGUCGUGAUUAAUCCCAAUCAGGAAGUGGCCGAGAGCGACUUCACCAACAACGCCAUGAAGUGCAACUGCAAAUACGACGGCCAUCGCAUUUGGCUCCAUAACUGCCACGUUGGUGAUGCGUUGAGCGAGGAGGCAGAGAGGAGGUUUGAUAAAUAUCCUGGACAGCUCAAUAACCAGAUUUCUUAAUGUAUAUACUUUAUAUAUACAGUAUAUACUGUAUAUAUAUACACGUAUAACCACAAUAUGAGGAAAAAAUGGGGUGACAAGCUCCAAAAAAGUAGUCUUUAUAGGAACCAAAAUGGAAGAAAAGCCAACAGGAUUUUCCUCUGGUGAAUGUGUUUUUUUUACGUCUCACUUUUUUUAUACUUGAAUAUUCAAGUGCUAAGGUCAGUUGUACAGUCUGUGUGCGACACAUGCACAUUUCAGUGAUAAAUGAGGCUUUUAUUUUUUAAUAUUUUUCUGUUUUUCGUUAUAACCAAAACUCAUAGUGCGUUUAAAAAGCUGAGGACAUGGUGAACAGGAACAGAUGCGGCUCUGUGGAAGUUUUACAUCACCCAGUGGUUUGCAUUUAAGGCUAAAUGUCUGUGAAAGCGUCUGAAUCUCGUCUCCACGGCAACAAUAUUUUAUGAAUGUAUUUAUUAUUGGUAUCAAGGUGCUCGAAAAAGAAAACUCCUUCGUUUUAGAGUCACGCGUAGUUGUAGCGUCUGCGUAUUUUAAUAAAGCCUAGAUGUUGAAAGAAUAUUUGUCUGCUGAUGUAAUCACAACUUGCUGCACCAAAUAAAAAGGAGAGGAACAAUAAA
Molecule: messenger RNA, 3485 nt
Organism: Solea senegalensis (Senegalese sole)
Lineage: Eukaryota; Metazoa; Chordata; Actinopteri; Pleuronectiformes; Soleidae
Gene: loxl3b
Product: lysyl oxidase-like 3b
Exons: 17
Coding region: 469-2871 (800 amino acids)
Biological process (GO): peptidyl-lysine oxidation
Cellular component (GO): membrane
Molecular function (GO): copper ion binding; protein-lysine 6-oxidase activity
Source: RefSeq, a predicted model, not a curated record